CACACAUAGAUAGAUAUGAGAGAGACAGUAUAGUUUGUCGUCUCUCUCCCCAUCUCAGUCCACCGAAUAGUCUUUCUCUUGGGAAUCAGUAAAACCCACCUCUCCUUUUACAACAUACCACCAAAAUUUUUUGUGGGUUUUUCUCCUUUUCUUUAAAAGCAGACCGUAAAUUUUUGUGAACGUCUGCAGGCUGCAAGAAUAUUUUGAAUUUGUUUCUGAGAAUAUUAUUCCAUAGAGCAUUAGAUCUCAAAAUGCUUCAGGUGCAGAUUUUGGAUGUUCAGACGACAUAAAUAAGAAAGGAAUUGAGCACGAGUGAAAUGCGAAAAAUUUUGGAGUACGUGUAACAUUGGAAGGACUAAUAAUAUAUCACUAAAUGAUAUAAGAUCAAAAGGCUUUCUCCUAAAUCCACGUGAUUCAUUGAUAGAAAGAAAGUCCAAAUGAUGGGUUCUUUUCCACGUAAUUGUGAAAUUGUUGAAGAAAAAGACGAGCCGAAUACAUCCCGGCCCCAUCAAACACUUCACCAAGUAAGAGCACAAGACAUGGAAAGGAAGCCUCCAAUCCUGAAAAAAGGAUCUAAUAGAACUCUGGAAGAUGAUAUCAACAAACUCUUUGAGGCAAUUGAUCUCAGAUCAUGCAAGAGUCUGGAUCUCUCCGACUCGCAAAGAAAUUCCUCUAAGAAGCCAAUGAAGGUCGCUGGGUCUCAGUCACCAGGAAUUGGAUUUUCCGAGCCCGUGUCUUUGAAGCAGGCAUUGAGGGGACUGUGCAUUUCUCAAGCAGCAGAAAUGGCUGCCAUGAGACGGUUAUCAAUGCCAGCAGCUUCUCCUAGGAUUUCAGAAGCUGGUAAAAUUACAAAUUUGUACAGGUCUGUUGUAGUUGAACCAGGGGAAUCUGGUUUCCCUCGCUUGGGAAGUGGAGUCCCUGUCGUGAAAUCAGCAAAUCAAAGUGCUCAUUCUUCUCCUCGUUUUGGUGUUAAACCAAUAUUUAAGAGUGCAGGACAUACUUCUGGUGAAUCUGAUCAUCCCCUGACUGAAGGUAGGGGAGAUGGAAUCAGAAUAUCCCUGGUGCUAGAGGAAAGCAGUUCGUGUUCUUCGGAGAAUCUACCUCAGUACCUUCAAGAGCCUAUGAUGAAGUCAGCAAACAAAACUGCCCAUUCUUCUCCUCGUUUUGAUACUAAGCCAAUCAUUAAGAGUUCUGAAUCUACUUCUGGCGAAUCUGGUUGUUCCCUGACUGAAUGUUUGGGGGAUAGUGUUGGAAGACACCUUGUGCAAGAAGAAAGCACUAAAUGUUGUUCUAAGAAGUUGCCUCAGUAUCAAGAGCCUAGGAUGAAGUCAGUAAAUCAAAGUGCUCACUCUUCUCGUUUUACCGUAGAAUUGUCUUGCAGGCAUAAUGAAUGUGCACCAGUGUCCACAGAAGUCGAAAUCCAAGAAAUGGAAGCAGAACCCUCUCAGGAGGAAAACCAUACUUCAAUCUCUUCUCUACCUUAUUGUAAUGAUGACGAUAAUGUCCCAAAGCCAGACAAGAAUUUUACUGGAUCUAACAAGGUUGUGAGUGGUCCAAGUAAAAAUACUGCCAACUCUGCUAAAGUAGCAAAUAAAGCAGCGCCUAAGCUACGAAGGAAGGGAAGGUUGCAGGCUUUACCUUUGUCAAGCACAGGGAAAAGCAAUAGGGAUGUCAAGUCAACAAGAAGCACUUCUCGUGCAGUCAAACCUGCCCUCAGGAACAAGAAUCUCAUUAUUAAGAAAUCAAAGACGGUAUUGGUAUUAGCAGAUGGAAAUUCUUCUGCAUCUUAUGAAGUAAGCAGUGCUUUGGAUCACAAUUCUGGCCCACCUAUCUGUCAGAGGUGUCUGUGUUCUUUGAAGGACAACAAAUAUGAGUCUCAUAAGGACCACCCAGUAGCUACUGUUGCUGAAGUGAGUACAAGUAGUAAUAAGUAUGAUGCAAUCAAAUCGGACUUCAAUCCAAAUGGCUGUGAGGAUAGUGUCACUCCCUUGGUCAACACUAGCAUGACCUCAAAAUAUAAAGAGAAAGGAGAAUUUUCCCAAAGCUCAAAGAGCAGUAUCUGUGAUUUUAGUAGUAGCACUACAAGUCUUAGUGAAGACAGUCUUAGCGGGUUGAAUUGUGGCAAUAGACCGCAUAUGUCAAAGGAUUUGAGGUGGGAAGCGAUCAACAAUAUAAGAAAACAAUAUGGAUUUCUAGGAUUGCAUCACUUCAAUUUAUUGAAAAAGCUUGGUUCUGGCGAUAUUGGUACAGUUUAUCUGGCUGAACUGAUAGGAACAAACUGCUUAUUUGCAAUUAAGGUUAUGGAUAAUGAGUUCUUGGCUAGAAGGAAGAAAAUGUCUAGAGCUCAAACUGAAAGAGAGAUUCUGAGAAUGCUUGACCAUCCAUUUCUCCCAACGCUGUAUGCCCAGUUUACUUCUGACAAUUUAUCAUGUUUAGUUAUGGAGUUCUGUCCAGGUGGAGAUCUACACGUCCUCCGCCAGAAGCAGCCUGGUAGAUAUUUUCCUGAACACGCAGCAAGAUUUUAUGUUGCUGAGGUCCUGCUUGCUCUUGAAUAUCUGCACAUGCUUGGUAUUGUGUACAGAGAUUUGAAACCUGAAAACAUUAUGGUCCGAGAAGACGGUCACAUCAUGCUAACAGAUUUUGAUUUGUCACUUAGAUGUUCUGUUAACCCGACCCUUCUUAAAUCUUCUUCACUGGGAAUGGAACCACCAAGAAUAUCUGGUCCAUGUGCGAGGUCUAACUGUAUUGAUCCUUUCUGUACUGGACCUUCGUGUCAGGUUUCUUGCUUUAGCCCUAGAAUUUUACCUGCCAGUGCAAAGGCAAGGAAGCAAAAAGCCGAAGCUUCUGCCCAGACUAGAUUGUUACCGCAGCUUGUAGCUGAGCCGACUGAGGCACGAUCCAACUCGUUUGUUGGUACACACGAGUAUUUGGCUCCAGAGAUCAUUAAAGGAGAAGGUCAUGGGAGUGCAGUUGAUUGGUGGACGUUUGGUGUUUUCUUGUACGAACUUCUUUACGGGAAGACGCCCUUUAGAGGUGCUGGAAACGAAGAGACAUUAGCCAAUGUGUUGUUGCAGAAUCUGAACUUUCCUGAUAGCCCUAUUGUUAGUUUUCAGGCAAGGGAUCUCAUUAGAGGUCUUUUGGUGAAGGAACCCGAGAACCGGUUGGGGACGGAGACUGGAGCUGCCGAGAUCAAACGACACCCAUUCUUCGACGGCCUAAAUUGGCCAUUGAUACGCUGUGCCAUUCCACCCCAAAUUCCAGAGUUCUAUGACACCGGUAUUUCCAAAAUAGCAACUCAAGAGGAGGAAAAGUAUCUGGAAUAUAGUGCUGCAGGAGAGCAAUUGCAAUUUGAGUUGUUCUAGCAAAAACAUAUUUGUUGGGAAGAAAAGUAGUCUGGUAAAGCUAUUUCGUAACUACAUCAUGCUUAUAAUGUAUAUUGUCGAAAAUAUUGCUCCAAGCUUCUCUUACCAGGCUUGACGGAAAUUUAUAUGGUGGUGACAAUUAAGUCCUAACACAUUUAUCUUGGUUUUGCAUGAGUUUCAGUUGAGUUUAUUCUUCAA
This is a messenger RNA of Olea europaea var. sylvestris, 3560 nucleotides long. Its product is annotated as serine/threonine-protein kinase KIPK1-like. Lineage: Eukaryota; Viridiplantae; Streptophyta; Magnoliopsida; Lamiales; Oleaceae. Gene Ontology annotation, biological process: protein phosphorylation. The transcript is spliced from 3 exons. The record is from RefSeq and is a predicted model, not a curated record. Gene Ontology annotation, molecular function: ATP binding; protein serine/threonine kinase activity. Bases 438 to 3362 code for a protein of 974 amino acids. Gene Ontology annotation, cellular component: nucleus; plasma membrane; cytoplasm.